GGGAAGAAAAGAAUGAGUUAGGGCGUGUCCGCCCGUCGGCGCCCAUCGUCAUUGCUUUCCGCAGGACUACCAUCUUUCAUCGCGCAGGCUACAUCGUUUCUGAUUUGUCUGCAGAUCUCGGUCAACCCAAGCCAUGGGCUAAGAAAUCACCCACGGUAUCGAGCUCUCGUUCGAUUUUUUCCGUCUGUUCCGUCCAAUGGUUCAGGUUCAACUGCCGUAUACUUUGUGGGGCGUUGUCGUGACAAUUUUCAGGUUCUUCGCAUCAGAGUCUGGUUUCUCUCGCCAUGGCAUUUCUCAACGGGCCAACGCAAGAAACAGCUUCUAACCAGGCACCGAGGUUUCUUCUAUCGCAUGCGGCUGCUCCGGCUAGCACGUGGCAUGUUAUCGUUGCCUGCAGGGGCAACCCAAUCCAAUAAGGGAUGCCGGGCUGGGCGCUGGCGCUGCAUCUUGCCACGUGUUAUGCCCGCCCUUGUCGGAUACCGAGAUGCCACGCCCUGUUCUCUUUUUUGACAUGGAUAUGUUCAUUGGCAAACGUUUCCAUGCUGUCACCAGAGACAUUGGCUUGGCACGUUUGCCCCCUCCCCAAGGAUCUGCGGCAGUGCACUGGACUAAGAAGUCGAAGUCGUCGAAGCCUUUUUCCAACUCCGAAGCCGCAUCCCCGCCCUUAUAACUCUAACAUCUAUUUGGGCAAGGAGAGCCCAGUACUCUGUCACUCUGGUCGCUGUGCAACUCAGCCUGUUACCGUCCGGACACGACUUUCAUCAAAACCAUCGUCUUCAUCACAACGUAAGCCCAAUUUCCACCGGUGACUGUCCCGAGAUAAUGCAGUGAUGGAACCGUGUGGCCCACAAAAAAAUUUCAACAAUUUUCUAACUUUGCCGUUAAUCCGAAUCGGACCCUCAUCAAGGAUCCAUCACUGGGAGUCAUCAACUUACGACCGCGGUUCCGUAGGUACUAUGUGGUUGACCGUUGACCCUCAUCCUCGCUGCUCCACAGCUUGGCCCUUGGGUCGCACACUAGGGGAUAAGGGUUUCGGUCCGGUGAAGCGAAGGUCUUCAGCAUUACUCAAAGUUUCGGUCUACAGUAAGUGUGUAAUAGUUCUGUGGGUGCGAUAUCCAUACUCUUUUUUGGACGUG
Pisolithus orientalis is the source of this 1136-nucleotide messenger RNA. RefSeq lists its product as uncharacterized. The coding region runs from base 420 to 809 and encodes 129 amino acids. The record is from RefSeq and is a predicted model, not a curated record. The transcript has a single exon. NCBI's taxonomy places the organism in Eukaryota, Fungi, Basidiomycota, Agaricomycetes, Boletales, Pisolithaceae.